UUUUGCGCUUAGCAGAAAAAUGUUUCGCUUUGUUUUCAUUAUGUCGCUGUAUUAUACUUUGAGUUUUCAAAUAAGAUUUUCCUUCAGUCAAAAUAAGAAUUCGAAUAAGAUUUGCGAUGACAAUUGUGAUGUGCAAAUAGAUGUCGUUGCAAAAUUCAUAAAAAUUCACAACUUCCCAUCGAACAUCGAUAAGCUGUUAGCCCCGAAUCGGUGCAAAUGAAUAACGUGUUAUGGAAAAGUACUCAUAAAUGUUUAUUUCAGAGCAUCCAAAUGGUCUAGUUGUAUGGAGGCAGCAGCAAAGAGCUGGAGGAGUGGUAUUUACAAAAUUCAGUUAGAAAAGAUAAAUAUCACCGACUUGGAGGUAUUUUGCGAAGAGGACGUUGAUUUCGGGGGAUGGAUAGUCAUUCAACGGCGCCAAAGUGACUCGAUAGAUUUUUAUAGAACUUGGGAUGACUAUAAAGAGGGAUUUGGUGACUUAAGGGGAAACUAUUGGAUAGGUUUGGAGAAACUGUACGCUCUCACUAAUAGUUGUGAGCAGGAGUUGUAUAUUCAAAUGAAAGCACGUCAAGGGGUUAAGUACUACGCAAAAUAUUCAGAGUUUCUUAUUGGUGACGAGUCAGAGAGCUACACUUUAAAGAAAUUGGGUAUUUAUAACGGGAACGCUGGUGAUUCCCUACAGUAUCAUUCGGGAAGGAAGUUUUCAACUUAUGAUCGUGAUAAUGAUGAUUUUGCUGAUAAUUGUGCAGAGAAAUAUAAAGGUGGCUGGUGGUUUGGCGGAUGCUAUGCAAGUCAUUUAAACGGAGUCUACGGAGAUGAUAAGGCGGGUGUACACUGGCUUGAGAUAGAAAUAGAUGAAUCUAUGUCUUUUGUGCAAAUGAUGAUACGUCCAACUCAAAAUUGUUGGAGACGAUUAAUGUUGAGCAAUUUACAUGGAGCAAGCUUCCGUUAACCACUUAACUUCUUACCUACGGAAUUAUCGAAAUUAAUUAACCAAUAAGUUUAAAUUCAAAUAUGUAACUAAAUUUUCGAUUUCCUCCUUCUAUUAUAAUUUCUAGUAUAUUUUAAUAGUUUACAGGUGUUUCCGGAUGAGUAUAGGGUGGUUGUUCGAUGUUGUGUAGUUAAUCAAAAAGAAUUGACAAGCAUUAAUCAUUAGAUUAGAAAACCGUUAAAUUUAUAUAUUUUUAAUGUUCUUCUAAUCUUUACACAUCCUUUCAAUUUAGUCAGAAGUGGUCUCGAAUGCAAAGAACAAUUUGAAAAGGAGACAUGUCAAAUGGGCAAUUUGAUAUAAAAUGCGAUCAAACAGACGAAGACAUGAAAUUUAGACAAGUAUGUUUCGCAAGCAGGAGGUAAUAACACCAGAUAUGUACUCGUAUGACAAUUUAGCGGCAAUAAUGUUUGAUUAUGGCACUACAAAGGUUUUCGUUUAAUGGCGUUGGCAGUGACUAUAUCACAUCCAUUUACCUUAACUUUUAGCACGUGCACCAAGUUUCAUUACGAAUUCUCAAUGCUUAUGCGAGUUGCAACUCGCGCAGACGGGUGGACAGACAGAC
Bactrocera latifrons is the source of this 1550-nucleotide messenger RNA. Its product is annotated as angiopoietin-related protein 1-like. The record is from RefSeq and is a predicted model, not a curated record. Bases 284 to 949 code for a protein of 221 amino acids. The transcript has 3 exons. NCBI's taxonomy places the organism in Eukaryota, Metazoa, Arthropoda, Insecta, Diptera, Tephritidae.